GAUGUCGUGAUUGUCGCUCCCCCCACACAAGGUCAGCACUGUACCUGGAUUGGCUGGGGAGUUGGCGGCUUGGCGGCAGCACCUGCCCGGCUCCGGUUUGGAGAGCGUGAAUAUUCGGAACAAACACUGACGUAGGGCUCUUUCUUUUUUCCCCAACUAUCGCUGCGAUACCUCUCGCGCUCAUGAGCCUGCAUCUGCCAUGGGCCUCACUCUAGGAAAGGGUGCGACGGCUCUUUGCAGGGCCAAUGGCCGUAUUUCAUGUCCGCGUCACGCUCGGCUGCACAGGAUAAGAAGCAUCCAGAUCAAAGCCGCACCACUGGGGGAGUCAACCACCGUCAAUGGGGUCGAUCUGCCCAUCUCCGGAACCCCAGGCAGUGCUGUCUCCGCUGAUGCCAAAUUCCACGUCGUCGGUACACCGUCCUCCUUGCUUUCGGUUUCUCUAUCCGCCUCGCAGAACCUCUACACGCGAAGAGGUACGCUUGUUGGACUGAGUGGGAAACCAGAAAAUGUUAUUUCGACGUUGAGCGUCCUAGAGCCUUUUCGAAGGGCCGUUGUCGGCAUCCCGUUUCUUUAUCAGAAGAUAUCUUCUCCGACCGCCGUCAAGGCUUUGGUAUCGGUUCAAUCGCCUAUUACAUCGUUCUCCGUAAUUCACCUCAAUGGAACAGUUGACUGGAUGAUAGCUCAAAGAGGAGCUCUGCUUGCAUGGACAGGUCACUCGCUAUCUAUCAGGCCGAGGAUUAACACAAAUCUGAGCGUGGUGCAUUGGGGAAGCUCAGAGGUUACAGGCCGGGGGCUACUUGCUCUUGUUGGCAGGGGCCAGGUGUACUCAGUGGACUUGAAGGCAGGCGAGCGGUAUAUUGCUCAUCCUAGCAAUGUCCUUGCAUACACAGUAUCAUCCAAUCCACCUCAACCUUACCGUUUCAAAUCGACUUCAUUACGUUUUCAAGUUCCCGGGGUGCACUUCCCAGAGUUUCUUCUCAAAUCACGGUAUCUCCGCGACUUGACCGCCUCAGAUACCUGGAAGGCGUCAAUGAAGAUUCUCCACAACGUUCGGACAUGGGCACGAAGAACAAUCUGGGGUGAUAGGCUAUUCUUGCAAUUUGAUGGUCCAGCAACUCUUCUCAUUCAGACUCGCGCUGCUCGAGUACGGGAUAUUCUAAGCGACAACGAAGUCAACGAAAUAGCUGACACACCACCUGGGGCCACAUUCAACGCGUUCAACAAACUCGAAUAUGGAAAGGACCAUCAGGAGAAAGGUGAUUAUCAGAAAGCCGCGGAAGAAGCUGUGUCGCGAGCUCCAGUCCCGUCCAGGACAGUUGAUCAAUUAACCCAGGAAAUCAAGGGUGUCAGCCAAAGUAUUGCUACUAUUCGUGAUGGCAAAGUUGAAUUUGAAAAGCUAGAAGCGAAAUCAGAAGCUGCCAAGGCCCAAUAACUACAUCCUAUCUCAACCGACUCUACUAUCUUACUCUCCUAUGUGACUCAUUGCGGGCCAGGCUGGCCCGUUGAAUACAAUCUUGAGCAUCUCUCUCCACUGCCUUUGUUGGAAUUAAAUGCAUGGUUAUGUACCCAUAGAAUUGACCUAGAGAGUAUUUGCAGUAUCAUGUACUAUACAAAAUUCAGUUUUCAAACGAAACAAAUCUACAUCGAACACAUUCAAAUACCGUA
This is a messenger RNA of Talaromyces proteolyticus, 1665 nucleotides long. RefSeq names its product altered inheritance of mitochondria protein 24, mitochondrial. Bases 200 to 1432 code for a protein of 410 amino acids. Lineage: Eukaryota; Fungi; Ascomycota; Eurotiomycetes; Eurotiales; Trichocomaceae. The transcript is spliced from 7 exons. Gene Ontology annotation, cellular component: mitochondrial inner membrane. Gene Ontology annotation, biological process: inner mitochondrial membrane organization. The record is from RefSeq and is a predicted model, not a curated record.